Messenger RNA from Penicillium egyptiacum, 654 nucleotides. Lineage: Eukaryota; Fungi; Ascomycota; Eurotiomycetes; Eurotiales; Aspergillaceae. The record is from the annotation of a GenBank genome assembly.
AUGGGCCCAAAUUCGAAAGUAACCUUAUUUCCCUGGGAUCCCAACUCGGACCUUCAUCUGAAACGUCUCGUGUCGCAGCGAGUCGAAUGCAGUUGGGACCAGGAAAAGGUUGAGACAAAAUGGAAGAAUCAACAGCUCAAGGGCGAGAAGUGCAUAUAUUGGAUUGAAGAUGAAAUGCUUCAAGACACAGCCACAACAAUUAAUGCUGUCCCACGCCAGCCGACAAAAGAAAGCUUCAUCCCUAUUGGCCACAUUUCACUAGAUUCCAAGAAUCCCGAUGCAGAACACAUUGAGCUUGACCUACCAGCCGAGAACAUCUUCUGGAUCAAGUCAUUCUACGUCAGGCAGUCCAUCCAGGGCCAGGGAAUCGGCCGAGCUGCAAUGGAUGAAGUCGAGGCUAUGGCAGUCAGAGAGCCACUACUAGCCAAGAUAUUGAUGCUAGACACGGUUCAGAAAGAUGACCAGAAGAGAGAAGAAUUUGCGAACGCAACAUAUGGUGGUGUUCCAAAGUCUACGAACGAGGAAUGGUAUGCUCGUCGAGGUUACCAAUUGAUCAAGACUGUGCAAAACUAUUAUCAAGUUGCGGAUAAGAAUGGGAAGAUUUGGGAUACAAAGACCGUUUUUAUGAGAAAGGAUAUUGCAGGGGGUCAAUAA